Myxocyprinus asiaticus (Chinese sucker) is the source of this 2967-nucleotide messenger RNA. RefSeq names its product borealin. Lineage: Eukaryota; Metazoa; Chordata; Actinopteri; Cypriniformes; Catostomidae. The record is from RefSeq and is a predicted model, not a curated record. Gene Ontology annotation, biological process: mitotic sister chromatid segregation. The transcript has 11 exons. The coding region runs from base 86 to 1006 and encodes 306 amino acids. Gene Ontology annotation, cellular component: chromosome, centromeric region; chromosome passenger complex; spindle midzone.
GUUAAAUUUGAAAAGGCUCUUUCUAACUGUUGCAUUGAGCGCGACGGCAAAUCAGAGGCAGAGGUUUUUUUAUAAAAAAGUCAUUAUGGCACCCAGAAAACGAACCCAGAAUACAAAAAACAAGAAGAAUCCCAAGACGCCCAAGCUAGAGGCUUUUCUGCUUGACUUUGACGAUGAAGUACAUACCAUUGUUGAAAGACUGAAGGAAAAGACCAACAACCUUCUGAAAGAUGCAGACAACCUUUACAAGACAGCGCUGAUAAAACUCCCUAUGGCAGUGAGGAAAAUGAACUGGAUAGAAUACUCCAAUGUAGACAAGCCAAAGUCGCCAGUGGAUGAUUCAAAGGUAAGGGAGGAAGCAGCUCAAGUGGAACUUGCUAUUGCUGAGAAUCAUGCCAUUCCUUCCAAGUUUGCCACUAAAGGUAAAACCACUGCAUCCACUAGAGGUCUGCAACCCAACCCGGGCUCGACGGUACCCGAGAACCUGAUCGGUUUUGGGCUAGGUUCGGAAGCCAAAAACAGUGCAAACUCAGAGGAUGAAAACAUUGCGCCUCUCAAGUCUGCAGUGAGAAAGAAAAAGGCACCAAAGAAGGCACCUUCAACAUCCAAGAAGGCCAGGGCUCUCUCCAUCAGCAAACAGGGUAACACCAUCCAAAGGUCUUCAAAAAAGCCUCUAGUCACUCCUGCUAGAAGUUUGCUUGAGUCUUCAAUCAUUGGUGCCACGCCACUCAUCACACCACGCUUUGACCCCAGAUUGCCCAAGACUCCAGCUGUGAGACUGGCACAGCACAAGGAGAAGGUGUAUAGCAUGUCCGUUAAUGGCUCGCCUAUUGCUGGGAGUGCGGAGGACAUCGUCAUUAGCGUUCCACUUGGAAAUGGAGAGUGUAUCCAGCUGCUGGCCAAUGAGAUGGACUCUGUGGACCUGAGCCAGCUGGAUGAAAAUGCCAUACGCAGUAUCAGAAACCUGCAGAAUCGGCUCACAACUCUUUGUGGAACGUCAAAGUGAACUAUUACACCAGCUUUGUACAGUAUGCUCUCCUGUAAUUUUACUUCAAACCAGCAGCAUUUUAUACUUGUCAGCCCCAUUUUAUUCCUGUAUUAUAACCUUGUGUGGCUUUUAUUCUUCAUUCCCCCCUUCAUCCUGUACUUCAGUUUAAAUGGCUUCUGUGAGCUUUUAAAUGUAAAUAAUAUUAUAAGUAGUUUUAUAGUUAACAUAAUCUUUGAUGUGCCACCUUUUGUAAAUAUGACUCCUAAAACUACCAGAUCCCACAUCUCUAAUGUAUAUUUUUUUCCCUUACACUUUCGUUUAAAAGUUUGGUAGUAUUCCUCAUUGUGCAUGAUUUGUUUAAAGACAUGGAACAGAGAUCUGUGCUGUAGCAUUGCAUAUGAAAUGAAUCCAUCUUAAAACAAUAGUUUGCCCAGUAAUGGAAAUUCUGUCAUUUAUUCAUCAUGUCGUUCGACUCAGUCCAAUCCCAUAUGACUUUCUUCUGUGGAACACAAAAGAGAUUCAGUAAUGUUCACACUGUGUUCUUCCAUACAAUGAAGCUUACAGUGAUCAAAUGCUGUCAAGCCUCAAAAAGGACCUUUGAAAGCACCACAAAUGUAUGUCAAUAUGACUUUCACAAUAAAAUUCAAAGUCUUAAAAAAGAAAGGAAGUCAUACGUUCUCUUGGUGUGUGUGGACAGACUAAAAUUUGUUGUUCUUUGAUCUUCUCUGCAAAAUGUAAUAUAAUCAAUGCCUGAAUUAAAUGAGAAAUGAGUUUCAGUGAAUAAAAACUUCUUUUUGUCUGUCUAUUGCACAAAGCUGUGAAAUGGCUUUAGAAGACUUAAAAAUAAUGCAUAAGUUGUAUAGACUACUUGGUUUUGUACUAUAUGAUGCUUUUAUUAAACUUUUUGGAGAUUGACAGUCCCUACUCACUUUAUGCUUUUAUUUCAGAAAGUGUGAAUAUUCAAAUUCCUCUUUUCUUUUUAUUUCAGCUCUGUAGGUCCAUACAAUGCAAGUGAAUGGGUGCCAAAAUGUUGACGCUAAAAGCAUAAAAGCAUCAUAAAAGUAAUUCAUAAAACUCCAGUGUUUUAGUCCAUGUUUUCAGAAGUGAUAUAAUAGGUGUGGGUGAGAAACGGAUCAAUAUUUAAGUCCUUUUUUCUUGAAAUUCUUCUCCCUGCCUUGUAGGGGGCGAUUAUGCACAAAGAAUGUGAAUCACAACAAGAAGAAUGUAAAAGUGAUCUGUUUCUCACUUACACGUAUCAUAUCACUUCUGAAGAUAUAGAUUUAACCACUGGAGUCUUAUGGAUUACUUUUAUGCUGACUUGUGAUUUUUGGAGCUUCAAAAUUUUGGCUGGGAUGGCAUAAGGGUGAGUAAAUGAUGAGAGAAUUUAAAUUUUUUGGUGAACUAUUCCUUUAAAAACUUUGAUAGUAGGAGGACUGAUCUUAAGUGAAUACAGUAAAAAUUAGUCAAAGGUCUGGCUACGCUAGACUAAGUACAUAGUAACGUGGGGUUAUAUAUAUAUAUACAUAUACUGUAUAUAUUUUAUUUAAAAAAGGUGAGGUACUUUUAUAAACUACCUCAACUACCAAUUCUCACAUCAUUAAAUGGGUCAAAACAUUCAUUGUGGGAUAUCAUUACAGUGCAUUAAUUUUAUAUAUAAACACAAAUUAGUUAAUGUCUUAACGGGUGUCACAACAGUACUUGUAUAGUCCAUUUAUAAUUUCUGUGUACAUAUCUGUGCAGUUUUAUCAAUGGGCAUUUCUAGAAUAUUUAUUAUUGACACUGUUCUCUACUGUCACAAAUUAUUACGCAAUUAAUGUUUAGAAACAACACCUAUUCUGACACAUUCAUUACUCAGUCAGGUACUCUUUGUAUGUGACAUUUGUUGGGUUAAAUCAUUCUUUGCAUUCUUAAGUAGGCCUAAAUAGGACAGAGCAAACAAUGAGGAGGAACCAGUUAAAAAUAAUGGCAUGUUAUAUAUA